Molecule: messenger RNA, 2483 nt
Organism: Pelobates fuscus (common spadefoot toad)
Lineage: Eukaryota; Metazoa; Chordata; Amphibia; Anura; Pelobatidae
Product: zinc finger protein 850-like
Exons: 1
Coding region: 65-2467 (800 amino acids)
Biological process (GO): regulation of transcription by RNA polymerase II
Cellular component (GO): transcription regulator complex; PcG protein complex; chromatin
Molecular function (GO): DNA-binding transcription factor activity, RNA polymerase II-specific; RNA polymerase II cis-regulatory region sequence-specific DNA binding
Source: RefSeq, a predicted model, not a curated record
GAAGAAAUUUACUAACAGAACCAAUUCUAACUCUGAAAAAUCAAGCAUUUUGUCAGAUUCCUGUAUGUUCUCAAAGGAGAUAGUAAACAUAAACCCCAAACCUUUCUCGUGUUCUGAAUGUGGAAAAUGUUUUACACUUAAUUUGAAUUGUGUUAGCCAUCAGAGAACCCACACAGGAGAGAAACCGUUCUCAUGUUCUGAAUGUGGAAAAUGUUUUAUCACUAAAACAGUACUUGUCUGUCAUCAGAGAAUUCACACAGGAGAGAAGCCUUUCUUAUGUAGUAAAUGUGGGAAAUGUUUUGCCGGGAAAGGAGAACUUGCCCUUCAUCAGAGAACUCACACAGGAGCGAAACCAUUCUCAUGUUCUGAAUGUGAAAAAUGUUUUGUCACAAAUGCACAUCUUGUCCGUCAUCAGAGAACACACACAGGAGAGAAACCAUUCUCAUGUUCUGAAUGUGAAAAAUGUUUUGUCACAAAUGCACAUCUUGUCCGUCAUCAGAUAACUCACACAGGAGCGAAACCAUUCUCAUGUUCUGAAUGUGGAAAAAGUUUCUUAAUAAAUUCAGAGCUUGUCCGUCAUCAGAGAACUCACACAGGAGCGAAACCAUUCUCAUGUUCUGAAUGUGGAAAAAGUUUCUUCAUAAAUUCAGAGCUUGUCCGUCAUCAGAGAACUCACACAGGAGAGAAACCAUUUUCAUGUUCUGUAUGUGGAAAUAGUUUUGGGCAACAUUCAAAUCUAGUUAGACAUCAGAGAACUCACACAGGAGAGAAGCCUUUCUUGUGUAGUAAAUGUGGGAAAUGUUUUGCCGGGAAAGGAGAACUUGCCCUUCAUCAGAGAACUCACACAGGAGCGAAACCAUUCUCAUGUUCUGAAUGUGGAAAAAGUUUCUUCAUAAAUUCAGAGCUUGUCCGUCAUCAGAGAACUCACACAGGAGUGAAACCAUUCUCAUGUUCUGAAUGUGGAAAAUGUUUCUUCAGAAAUUCAGAGCUUGUCCGUCAUCAGAGAACUCACACAGGAGAGAAACCAUUUUCAUGUUCUGAAUGUGUAAAAUGUUUUUACACAAAUGCAGAGCUAGUUUGUCAUCAAAGAACACACACAGGAGAGAAACCGUUCACAUGUUCUGAAUGUGGAAAAGGUUUUGUCAAAAAGGCACAUCUUGUCCUUCAUCAGAGAACACACACAGGAGAGAAACCAUUCUCAUGUUCUGAAUGUGAAAAAUGUUUUGUCACAAAUGCACAUCUUGUCCGUCAUCAGAGAACACACACAGGAGAGAAACCGUUCACGUGUUCUGAAUGUGAAAAAUGUUUUGGGACAAAUGCAGAGCUUGUCUGUCAUCAGAAAACUCACACAGGAGCGAAACCAUUCUCAUGUUCUGAAUGUGGAAAAAGUUUCUUCAUAAAUUCAGAGCUUGUCCGUCAUCAGAGAACGCACACAGGAGAGAAACCAUUCUCAUGUUUUGAAUGUGAAAAAUGUUUUUACACAAAUGCAGAGCUAGUUCGUCAUCAAAGAACACACACAGGAGAGAAACCGUUCACAUGUUCUGAAUGUGAAAAAUGUUUUGUCAAAAAGGCACAGUUUGUCCGUCAUCAGAGAACACACACAGGAGAGAAACCGUUCACAUGUUCUGAAUGUGAAAAAUGUUUUGUCACAAACGCAAGUCUUGUCCGUCAUCAGAGAACACACACAGGAGAGAAACCGUUCACAUGUUCUGAAUGUGAAAAAUGUUUUGUCGCAAACACAAGUCUUGUCCGUCAUCAGAGAACACACACAGGAGAGAAACCGUUCACAUGUUCUGAAUGUGAAAAAUGUUUUGUCACAAACACAAGUCUUGUCCGUCAUCAGAGAACACACACAGGAGAGAAACCGUUCACGUGUUCUGAAUGUGAAAAAUGUUUUGGGACAAACACAAGUCUUGUCCGUCAUCAGAGAACACACACAGGAGAUAAACCAUUCUCAUGUUCUGAAUGUGAAAAAUGUUUUGUCACAAACGCAAUUCUUGUCCGUCAUCAGAGAACACACACAGGAGAGAAACCGUUCUCAUGUUCUGAAUGUGGAAAAUGUUUUGGGACAAAUGCAGAGCUUGUCUGUCAUCAGAGAACACACACAGGAGAUAAACCAUUCUCAUGUUCUGAAUGUGGAAAAUGUUUUGUCACAAAUGCAAUUCUUGUCCGUCAUCAGAGAACACACACAGGAGAGAAACCGUUCUUAUGUUCUGAAUGUGGAAAAUGUUUUGGGACAAAUGCAGAGCUUGUCUGUCAUCAGAGAACUCACACAGGCGUGAAACCGUUCUCAUGUUCUGAAUGUGGAAAAUGUUUUGGGCAUCAUUCAAAUCUUGUCAUUCAUCAGAGAACUCACACAGGAGAGAAACCAUUCUCAUGUUCUGAAUGUGAAAAAUGUUUUUACACAAAUGCAGAGCUAGUUCGUCAUCAGAGAAAACAUACAGGAGAGAAACCGUUCUCAUGUUGAGUAUGUAGAAAUUGGU